This is a messenger RNA of Onychostoma macrolepis, 7713 nucleotides long. Its product is annotated as glutamate receptor ionotropic, kainate 5. Gene Ontology annotation, molecular function: kainate selective glutamate receptor activity; transmitter-gated monoatomic ion channel activity involved in regulation of postsynaptic membrane potential. Gene Ontology annotation, biological process: modulation of chemical synaptic transmission; synaptic transmission, glutamatergic; monoatomic ion transport. Gene Ontology annotation, cellular component: plasma membrane; presynaptic membrane; kainate selective glutamate receptor complex. Bases 2602 to 5817 code for a protein of 1071 amino acids. The record is from RefSeq and is a predicted model, not a curated record. Lineage: Eukaryota; Metazoa; Chordata; Actinopteri; Cypriniformes; Cyprinidae. The transcript is spliced from 25 exons.
GUUAUAGAGUUUAAUAUUAUUUAUAUAAUUUGCAUAAUUGCAAAUAGUAUUUUUGUAAUAAAAACAAAUUGUAUUAAAAUAGAAAAAUGCAAAACAAGCAUUUUACUAUUGGUCCUGAACCAAUAAAUUGAAAUAACGUAUUUACUAACGGAAACAAAUUGUAUUAAUAUAAUUAAAUGCGAAACAGAAACAUUUAAUAGUAUUCUUGAACGUAUGAACCCUGCUGAAUGUAUAUGCUUGUAUAUUAUGUAUACUAUGUAUAUGUCUGUGAAAUAUGCAUUUGGUACAAUAUUUUUUACAUUUGUUUUUCAUUUGAAAAAGGCUGUUUGUCAUUUAGCAGAUGUUUUCUUGCCCAAAGCAACCUCUAAUACAGGACAGUCUGAAAGUGACCUGGAGUGAAGGGACAUUCUCAAGAGAAUUAAAAAACAAUAUAGUCCUGAUUCACCUCAAGCUGACUGUCUCUGACACUGGUAUGAGCAGUUGAUCCAAUCAGAAAUGGCACAGCACUACAUGCAGGUAUAUUAGAGCUCUGUGGAAGAGAAGCUACCUGUCAGAAGACCAAACAGAAGCCACGUUUGAGGAUCCCACCAUAACACCACAGAAAAUGUCAAGACCUCCAUCACAGUGUUGCUGCAAGCCUCCUUACAGUAUCUGUUCCCGCCUCCAGCCAUCUCUUCAUCUCAUCAUGUUUCAUGGCCAACAUGCAAGCAAGGUUUUUAUGCAGCGCCGAUGGAAACCUCACUGCUACGAGGUGCGCCAUAGGUCAUUUCCUAUCAUUUGAGAUCUGGACCACCACUGACAUACUCAACAGACAGACUUCACCCAACUGCAGCGUGCAGGACUGUGAAAGAAAGACAGGAGUGGACAGACACUGGCUCAGAAUCCCUGCACAUUCUUCUAAACAUCUCCAUGUACAAAAGAAACUCUUUCAGAACAACUCGAGGGGCAGUAGACUUACAGCGUCGCAAGUGAAGGAAAAGAGCCAUGGGCUGUUUCCUGCUCUGUAAAGGCCCAUUUCUCCACCCUUGACGCGUCUUACCACUCCUGCCUGCUGACAGCAAGUUCUUCUUCCAUACAUCCCCAGACGCUCUCAGAAUGCACCUACUUUCCUGCCAGCAAAAGCACGGUGACAGGAGCACAGACACUUGAGGAUAUCUGCCGUUAAAAAGGAAGUAGGACCGAAAAGAAAGAACAAAUCUUUGAUUGGGAUUUUUUUUUUUAUUUUAUUGAAAUCACUUGACGUUUACUACUCCGAAACCAUCCAGCGUUUUAAGUUGGAACGGAACCCCGAGGGGCCAAAGGAAUAAGUGUCAUCCAAUCACACGAAGAUCCUUUGAUUUCAUAUCGCACAGAGAGGAUCCUAAGCGAUACCAUUCAACGGGAGAUAAUUGAACUUCCUGCCUGGCAGGCAGCUGAAAAUGGAGAACUAGAAGUUCAAGUGGCUUUUCUGGGGGAUACGUUCAAGCACCCCACCACUCAGAAUCAGAUUGCAGGCCAGUUCUGUUGGCGAUCUUCUAGCGAUCUGUGGCGUUUGGUGGUGUUUUUUUCCUCCCUUGUUCUGUCCAGUUCUGAUGAGGGAAAGACUGUUUUGUAUUAGACCUCAAUCAGAUCUCUACUUUUAGACUGACAUUCAACAGUUUUACUGUGUAGGUCUAGAAAGAAAAACAAAGAAAGAGAGAUCAUAUGGUAUGCUUUGGAUUGUCAAGGCUGUUCCCUGCAAUCUGGGGCAAAAAGGAAAAAUGUAUUACAUGCCUUAGUUUUACUAUUCAGAUUCAGGUAAAUUGAAAGACAGAAGGAGAACAAGACCAAAGAAAGUGAAAAGGGGAGGGAGGGGGCCAGAUGCCACAGAUCGUCGCCAACUACCUUUUGAUAAGUUAACCUUCUUUUUCCAUUUUCAUCUUCUUUUCAUCUUGAAAAUUAGAUUUUUUUUUAGUUCUUUUUUUUCUUCCAGAUGACCAUUAAGACUGUAAGGGAGAUCGUAACACAUUGCAGUGACUGAGAUAGGGUGGGGAAAAGGAGGGAGAAGCUUUUUUUUUUUUUCCUAGCUGAAACAGAAUGUUCUGUUGGCUUCUCAUUUUUCCAGUUUUAGGUAUUUAUCUUGUCACUCCAUCUCCGUUUUUAUCCCCCUCUCUGUGCCUCUGGGAGAGCAAAGGAGAGAAUUGAGUUAUUUCAUCUCUGCUGGAAUUUUUUUUUAUUUGCCCUCCCGACUGAUUUUUCUUCUGUACUCCUGUUUACCCCAGACAAAAUGCUGUUGUAUCUCAAGUCAAAAUCAGGAACCUGAUAGCAUUUGGCAAAAGAUUCCACAAGGAGAGCCAGGCAACGAGAACAAGAGACGGAAAUCUUCUGAAGCCUAACCUCCGAUCUUAAAAAAGCGUGAGAUCUGCUUUCGUGCUCCACCACCACCCCCCCUUUCCCAUCCAGUUUCAGAGGUGUCCUCGGAUAUUCCUUCCUCUUUUUCCCCGGAAUCUGUCAGCAUUCCCGACGGGACGCAGCCAGCUUGCAUCCGUGCCAAUCCUUUGAUAUUAGCUCCCGGUGUCGUCUGCUUCAUUCUGUGGCGGUGCAGGCAGCCAGACGACCUUUCUCCAUGAGGAGCAGUGGAAGAUGCCGGCUCUGCCAGCGCUGCUGCUGUCGAUUCACCUCCUCUUCCUCCUCCUGCUGUUGCUUCUGCUGACCAUGGCCCCGUCCUCUCACAGCCAGGCACCCACUCUCGCAGCCGUCAGGAUGGCUGCUAUUUUAGAUGAUCAGUCAGCGUGUGGACGUGGAGAGCGGUUGGCAUUGGCUCUGGCCCGAGAGAACAUCAACAGUGUGAUGGAGGGCCCGGCCCGAGCCCGUGUGGAGGUCGACAUCUUUGAGCUGCAGAGAGACUCUCAGUAUGAGACGACAGACACAAUGUGUCAGAUCCUGCCAAAGGGAGUGGUCUCUGUCAUUGGCCCUGCCUCUAGUCCUGCUUCUGGAUCCACCGUCAGUCAUAUAUGUGGGGAAAAAGAGAUCCCUCACAUCAAGAUUGGUCCAGAGGAGACUCCGCGCUUGCCAUAUCUGCGCUUUGCCUCAGUGACGCUGUAUCCUAGCAACGAGGACUUAAGCUUGGCCAUCGGUGCCAUCCUGCGCUCUUUCAGUUACCCGACGGCCAGCUUGAUUUGUGCCAAAGCAGAGUGCCUGCUGCGAUUGGAGGAGCUUGUGCGUCACUUCCUCAUAUCCCGGGAAACACUCUCAGUCAGAAUGCUUGAUGAAAAUUUGGACCCCACCCCCCUGCUGAAAGAAAUCCGUGAUGAUAAAGUUGCGACUAUUAUCAUUGAUGCCAAUGCAUCAGUGUCAAUACUAAUACUAAAGAAGGCCUCAGAAUUAGGCAUGACGUCAGCCUUCUACAAGUACAUCCUAACCACAAUGGAUUUCCCUCUGUUGAGGUUGGAUGAUGUGGUAGAUGAUCAGGCAAAUAUCGUUGGCUUCUCGAUGUUGAACAGCAGUCAUCCUUUCUACCUAGAGUUCAUCAGGAGUCUAAACCUGUCAUGGAGGGAAGGUUGUGAUCUCAGCCCCUAUCCUGGUCCAGCGUUGUCAUCAGCGCUGAUGUUCGAUGCAGUGCAUGUGGUGGUCGGAGCGGUGCGAGAACUGAACCGCAGUCAGGAGAUUGGAGUGAAGCCUCUGAGUUGCACGUCUUCACUUAUCUGGCAGCACGGCACCAGUCUCAUGAACUACCUGCGCAUGGUAGAGUAUGACGGCCUAACAGGCCGCGUGGAGUUUAACAGCAAAGGCCAGAGGACCAAUUACACGCUGCGUAUUCUUGAGAAAUUCAAGGGGGGUCACAAAGAGAUCGGUGUCUGGUACUCCAAUAACACGUUGGCUAUGAACUCUACAUCUUUAGACAUCAACAUGUCUGAGACCUUAGCCAACAAGACGCUCAUCGUCACCACAAUACUGGAAAAUCCAUACGUGAUGCGCAAGGCAAACUACCAGGACUUCCAGGGUAAUGAUCAGUACGAGGGAUUCUGUGUGGAUAUGCUGCGGGAGCUGGCAGACAUACUGAAGUUUUCCUUCCGGAUCAAGCUGGUGGAUGACGGGCUGUAUGGAGCUCCAGAACCUAAUGGGUCGUGGACUGGCAUGGUGGGGGAACUCAUCAACAGGAAAGCGGAUCUGGCGGUGGCUGGAUUUACCAUCACAUCAGAAAGGGAGAAGGUCAUCGAUUUCUCCAAACCUUUCAUGAACCUUGGCAUCAGUAUCUUGUACCGCGUCCACAUAGGCAGGAAGCCAGGUUAUUUCUCCUUCUUGGAUCCCUUUUCGCCAGCUGUCUGGCUAUUUAUGCUUUUAGCCUAUCUGGCCGUUAGCUGUGUGCUCUUCCUGGCUGCCAGGCUGAGCCCGUAUGAGUGGUACAACCCCUUCCCGUGUUGGCGGGACCGCAGGGACCUGCUGGAGAAUCAGUACACGCUGGGGAACAGCCUGUGGUUUCCGAUCGGUGGUUUCAUGCAGCAGGGCUCAGAGAUCAUGCCCCGGGCUCUGUCCACACGCUGUGUCAGCGGCGUUUGGUGGGCAUUCACGCUGAUCAUCAUUUCCUCCUACACGGCGAACCUCGCAGCUUUCCUGACGGUCCAGAGGAUGGAGGUGCCAAUCGAAUCUGCUGACGACUUGGCCGAUCAGACCAACAUCCAGUAUGGGACUAUUCAAGGAGGAAGUACUAUGACCUUCUUCAUGAACUCGCGCUAUCAGACGUACCAGCGCAUGUGGAAUUACAUGUACUCCAAGCAGCCCAGCGUGUUCGUGAAGAGCACGGAGGAGGGCAUAGCGCGUGUAUUAAACUCCAAGUACGCCUUUCUUCUGGAAAGCACCAUGAACGAGUACUACCGGCGCCUCAACUGCAACCUCACACAGAUUGGAGGCCUGCUGGACACCAAGGGCUACGGCAUCGGCAUGCCUCUGGGUUCACCAUUCAGAGAUGAGAUCACGUUAGGCGUACUGCAGCUGCAAGAGAACAACAGAUUAGAAAUCCUAAAGCGUCGAUGGUGGGAGGGUGGAAAGUGUCCUAAAGAAGAAGACCAUCGAGCCAAAGGUCUAGGUAUGGAGAAUAUUGGCGGGAUAUUCGUGGUGCUGAUAUGUGGACUCAUAAUAGCUGUUUUUGUAGCCAUUAUGGAAUUUGUGUGGUCCACACGCCGCUCGGCCGAGACAGAUGAGGUACGCCCUCACUCCUGCCCCGUCCGAAACCACAGACACUCACGAGUGUCAGUAUGUCAGGAAAUGAUGACUGAAUUCAGAAACGUUAUCUCCUGUAAAAAGAACUCUCGUUUGCGGCGCCGACGGCCCCUCUCGUCCCAGGGCGUCCUCCGGCACCCAGCCCGUCUCCCUUUAGGAGCUCCCCGUCAGAUGCGGCUUGUGAGGGAGAUGCGUCUCAGCAACGGCAAACUCUACAGUGGGACGGGACCGUUAACCGGCGCCGCUGCAGGACCGGGACCCGGCGGGGGCACUACCGAAAUGGGCCCGGGCCCUCAGCGACUGUUGGAAGACCCUCUCAGUGCCAGCGUCCCCAGUAGCGCACCCGCUCUGGUCCCCACGGCGGCGCCCCGCGGCUGCACACAUGUGCGGGUGUGCCAGGAGUGCCGGCGGAUCCAGAGCCUUCGCUCCACGUCAUCUUGCUCGCGCAUCUCGCCGCUGGCCUCCGCUACGUCCUCUCUCCCACGUUUGCCGCCGCCGCCCUCCUCCGCCUCCAAUACUAACACCGACAGCGAGGGAGGAGGCUCUGGCAGCCCAUGCAGGGCCAAACCCACGCCCCCUCCAAGGCCGCUGCCACCCACUAAAACUCCCUCUACUGAUCUCCUCUGCAAGCAGGACUGAGACCGAGAAUAAGGAUACUUUUGUCGGGACAAUAAUUUAAUGUAAAUGAGUGCUGGAGGACAGACGGAAAGACUCAGCCCACGCCUCCAGACAAAGUGACCUCUGGGAUACUGCAAAUAAAGGCCAUUUUUGGAUGCAAAUUUACAUUAUUGGACACUGAGUGUGAGAGAGAUGAUUCAGCCAACCGCUUGCUGUCCAAGCGUCCGGUUUUAACGCCACGUCUUGCAGCGGCGCUCAGAAAGCCAGUGAGGAUUGGCAUGCUGUUGAGACUAUGUAAUGCAUAUCCCGUGAAAGUAUGCUAUGCAACAUGUCAUAAAGGGAAACGCAGAGGAAAACUAUGAGGACAGCUGUUAGUUUUGCAUAGAAGUGCGGAUCUUCUCCACUGCUUUGUGAUGGGGGACUACGCUCCUGUGAGAGGACGAUGGAAUCUGUACCUAAAAUGUGUGCACGUUGAACUGAAAUGACUUUGGUGCAAAUACAGUUUAUUUUUUUUUGUCCUUUCUUUAAAUAAGGGGGGAGGGUUACAAUUCAUUUGUAUUCCUGAAUGUCUCUUGCUUGUUUUACUUUCUAGCUUUUUCUUUGGUUUCAUUUUUUUUUUUUUAAUAUGAUACGUUUUUUUCCCUCGUGUUAAUUUCUCUGAAGACAAAGUAUAUACAUUUUUGUAAGUUUUUUGGGGGAGUUUUUGUGGUCAGGAAUUGGUUUUCCUCUUAAACCUCUAAGAUUACUCACCUGGUUUCAGUCUCUCAUCUUCUGUCUUAAAACGCCAACCGUUAAAGGUUAAAAUCAACAUGAAAAGCGUUAAAAACCCAGUUUACUUCCAUAAUGUGGCAUAUUUCCAGAUAAAACAGGAUAUUCAAGUAGGAAUUGUUUAUCCAUCAACAAUUGAUUGGAUCUCGCAAAGUGAGCGUUCCAGAUCUGAAUAUCAUUGGAUUGUGGUGUUCAAGAUUCACCCUUGAGACCAUCUCAGCAAAUCCCAGUGGUAACACUGCUUUCCAAAUCUAUACUUAAAUCUAUACUUUAUUUGCUAUUUAACCUUCAUCAUAUUAUUGUUAACUGUCAUUGAAUUACUGUGUUAAUUAUUGGCAAGCUUUUAGAAAGGCUGCAUUACUGUACUUAAUACAGUAAUCUGUUGGUUAAUACUAAUAGCCGCACAACCUCGAUGUCAAGCGAACAGGAAAGUUAUUUCAGAAGCAAGAAAGUUACAUUUUUAGCAUUUUCCCUAACAUACACUGGUGAAUCGUUCACAAUAAGACCAGGAAUGUGUGUAAAGAAACUAAAUAGGAUCAGCUUCGAUUUCAUGUUGACUUUAACAAGCUGCCCGUCAAUAUUUGCAAUUUGCGAGGACACCAAGAAACAUUUUUCAUCCCUGGAACAAUGACAAGAACAACAACAAGACGAGACAGAAAACCCUUUGUGCACCUGAAGGGGCAUUUAUCUGAUUAUGUGAGAGGACAAUUAAUGAUGUUUUUCAUUACAGAACUAAAUGAGCCUCUAUCGUGAAUGGUUUGUUGAAGUGCACUAGAAGUUGCUGUAUGGGGGCUUGUGAAAUGCCAAUAUCCAUUUAUAUCCAAAGUGUAAACAUAGCAGCCCUGUUUAGAAUCUGCAGCAUUAUAGCAUUCGUAUGUUGGUGCUUUAUGAUUGUGUGUGAGAGUGAGUGCGUUUGUGUCAAGGGAGAUGGAAAUGUGAUAAUCAUUUUUUAAUCAAAGCUGAUUUUUUUAUUUCUCAUUAAUUUUCAAAGAUUUCUAUACCAGUGCUUGAAGAAUCACACCCACAAUGAAGAAAAUAAGGCAAAUGAUUCAGAUUAUAUUGUUAUUAAUAUUCCAAUAAAACUGUGGGGUAAUGUAGGAGGGCUGUUGCCCUCUUUCGUUAAAUAUAUAGACACAUGUUUGGAAUAAA